Molecule: messenger RNA, 2182 nt
Organism: Leopardus geoffroyi (Geoffroy's cat)
Lineage: Eukaryota; Metazoa; Chordata; Mammalia; Carnivora; Felidae
Product: ATP synthase subunit ATP5MJ, mitochondrial-like
Exons: 1
Coding region: 1662-1835 (57 amino acids)
Cellular component (GO): mitochondrion
Source: RefSeq, a predicted model, not a curated record
GGUCCAUUUCUGGGUUCUCUAUUCUGUUCCAUUGAUCUGAGUGUCUGUUCUUGUGCCAUCUACCUCAAAUUUAAAUUAGUAGGACUGAGAGACCAGAGUACACAAGUAUAUAGUUUAUGUGUUAUCCUAGCCAACAGCUUCAAUGCACAUCUCAAUAAAAGAAAUUUGGAGAUUCUCAAAGGACUCCACAGUUUUCCAUUGCAGACAUCAAUGACCUAAUAUAGUCCUGUUUGCCCCAAACCUAAGAAAACCUGGAGAAUUUUUACAGGUAAUCUAAUUUAGGGAUGGAGACACAUAAUGAUUUAAAAAGUUGAUAUUAAGAAUUAAUGUAAUGGCUCUUAGAUCUUGUAGCUAGUACUCUACACAGUGACACUGAUGAUUACAUGAUGGCUCCUUGAGAUAUUCCAUGGUCAUGCUCACAGUUAAAUAAGAAUUUGGAUAAGACACAAAAACAGGAAAAAAUUUGUUUUUAUCAACAGAAUGCCCUUGUGUACAAAAAUCUUAUGUGGGACAGAUGCAAGUGUGAUGUUCCAGUUAAGAGGAGGGAGAAGGCAAGAGACUACUGCUAUGCCUACCUAGCUCCUGGCCCUUUCCUUCUCCUGACACAGAUGAGCACCUGUGGCAGCCCUCUGGAACCCUGGAGUUCCAUAGAACACAUUUUGAAAACUAUCCAUUCAGACUGUUACAUGUUUUUUUCUGCUGGUAACCCUGUAUAUAGACUUAUCUCCUUCAAUCCAUCCAUUUUGAGGAUUACUGCCAGAAUGAUCUUCCUAAAAUAUCAAGUCACUCCCCUACUGAAAAAACCAUUUUUAAGGAUUUCUUAGUAAGGCAUUUAAGAUAAUCCAUAAUGUAGCUUCAAUAUACCUUGUCAGAGGUAACGUUUGUCCUCUAAUGUUAUUCUGGACUGCUUAGUAUUCCCUGAACAUGCAUUACUUUUCCUAACUCCCCAUUUUUCUAAUGUUGUUGAAACCCAACAAGUCCAAAAAUUAACUCAUUGUCUGUCUCUCCAAUCCAAACCAACUUCUCCUGAUUUCCCAACACUGUUAAUAGCACCACAAUCCCACUGAAAUCCUCAUUCAUCCAUUAUGUUCUAUCACAAAUGCCAUUCCUUUUAGGAAGCCAUUCUUCAUUCCAGGUUGGAAUUUAUCCCUUUUUCUGAAACUUAGUAACAUUUUAUCUCUAAUGACUGCCAGAACCUAACUCCAUUUUAUGUAUAAACAUGAAGCAUUUUUGGAUGGUUUUAAUACAGCCUAAAUUGUCUAGCAAUGCAACUACUAUAUAAAUGAAGAGAAGAUGAUUCUUUGUUAUGUUGAGAGCCAAGACUCUUUUGCCAUUAUUGAUGCAACCUGUAUCCUUCUGCAUUUUUAGGCCUUACAUUCAUGGUGACUCUACAAAUAUAUCUGACUACAAUAAUAUUAUGUUUUCUAGAAUGACUGUGCUGGUAUAUUUACAUAUUGAAAGACAAAUUAUUUUGUUAUUUUUUUAUCUUUAUAUGACAGUUGGGGCUUUAUUAAAAAAAACUCACAUGUGUGGAUAGGUUAUAUUUAAUUCAUGAUGAUAAAAGAGGUAUUACAAAAUAUUUUUUCUAAAAGGGGGACACUUCUUUCUGAGUCAUUGACUGUGUGCAUCAGAGUGGUCUGAGCUGGGGGUCUUUCACCAAGAUGCUCCAAAGCCUUUUUAAAAAUGUUUGGGUCCCCUACUAUACCCAAGUGUACCAGGAGAUUUGGGUAGGAAUGGAGUUGAUGGGCUUCAUUGUUUAUAAAAUCGGGAAUGAUUAUAAAAGAAAUAAAGCUUUGAAAACUUUGAGUCCUGCACUUGCUUGUGGUCAUCAUUAACCAGUUUUACUUGGAAUACACAUCAGCUGGAACGUCAGUCUGUCUAUAAAUCUCAGUAAGUUAGUUCUGUGCUCUGUUGGAUAGAAACGUGAAACAUCACUGUACACUUGUAGACAUGUUGUUUCCUUUGUGGCAUGAAUAGAUGUAACUGUGAGAUGCAAAAAAUUAAAAAUAAAAAAUAAAAAUAAAAGGAAGACACUUGGCCUUGAUAGAUUAGGUUGAGAAUCUUUCUAAGUUUACUGUACUACAAGAGAACAGCCACAGCCUAAAUAAGAUAAUGUUUAUGAAAAUCAUUGUAUAGUACUUGUAUAGUUCUAGACACAAAGUUGAGGUCUAGCAAAUGUUUA